AUGGAGACGCUGACGACGCUGCAUUUUUUUUACUUAGGAGGGUCGAUUCCGUCUAUUAUCCAGCGCCAUGCCGGUUCGCUGACCGAUUAUUUGAAAGCCCUGCUGGCGCUGUUCAAGGAGUACGAGUCGAUAAAAGCCCAGUCGGACCCCACUACGUCGCGAACAAAGAGUGUGGUGGGUGUUGGAAGGAGGUUGUUUAGAGCUCGGGUCAAGUCUGAGACGUCACUGUCGACUGUUUCAUCGUCCACUUCACUGAAUGAGCACCAUUUACGGGCAGGACGUAACUCGAGCGGAUCUAUUCCCUCAUCUUUGGCGUUUAUUCCUUCACCAACAACCAGUUCAAUUCCUGAGUAUUCGUACCUCAGCGUAUGUCACCUACCAUUUGUGCCAGACCUGGCUCAAACGUUUCUCUGCCUCUGUGAGACUCUCAUCGAAGCCUAUAAACACAUUGACACGUUAGUGCCCAAUUGGCAGGCAGUGCCUCAGGAUGUCCAGGAGCUCGUAUCUAAAUUAGACGAUAAAGUCUAUAAGAACGUUGUAGCACCAUCGCUCAAGGAUAUCGAGACGCCAUUCAGAAACGUCUCAUAUACUGAAUCACCAUCAUCUAAACUCAGCAGUCUUCUCUCACGAGCCUAG
Sugiyamaella lignohabitans is the source of this 636-nucleotide messenger RNA. RefSeq lists its product as uncharacterized. NCBI's taxonomy places the organism in Eukaryota, Fungi, Ascomycota, Dipodascomycetes, Dipodascales, Trichomonascaceae. The record is from RefSeq and is a predicted model, not a curated record. The coding region runs from base 1 to 636 and encodes 211 amino acids. The transcript has a single exon.